Messenger RNA from Clarias gariepinus (North African catfish), 1415 nucleotides. It is a transcript of the gene eif4ebp1, whose product is annotated as eukaryotic translation initiation factor 4E binding protein 1. The transcript has 3 exons. The record is from RefSeq and is a predicted model, not a curated record. NCBI's taxonomy places the organism in Eukaryota, Metazoa, Chordata, Actinopteri, Siluriformes, Clariidae. Gene Ontology annotation, cellular component: cytoplasm. Gene Ontology annotation, biological process: negative regulation of translational initiation. Gene Ontology annotation, molecular function: eukaryotic initiation factor 4E binding. Bases 363 to 722 code for a protein of 119 amino acids.
UGUUAUGUGGAGUGUGUGUGGUGUAUGUUGCGUGUGUGUAUGUGUUUGAGGGGGGUAGGUGUGAGUGAGUGAGAGAGAACGUGGUUGUUCUUAAGCUUAGCUAUUUUAGCUAGCUUGUAAGUGUGAGCGCGUGAAUGAGAUGAUAAUUUAAUCUUACCCGGUCGCACUAUUUCUUUUGGUAUUUUGUAUGUAGCUGUGUUCAGUUUAAAAAGACGGAGAAGGUAAUCAGAUGUUAAACUUAAGUUGCUAAGAGCUGACACUUUCCUGGUGAGCUAGCAAAACGUUUGACAGCCUGUAUUGUGGAUUGUGGUGUAGGGUUGAAAGCAGAGAGUUGGAAGUUUUGGACUUGAACAGGGUGCAAAAUGUCCACAAACAAUCAGAAAACCAGCAGCCGCGCCAUCCCGGCAACCAGACGGGUGAUCAUCUGCGACGCGGCCCAUCUACCACAUGAUUAUUCCAGCACACCUGGAGGAACUCUGUUUAGCACCACCCCUGGAGGAACUCGAAUCAUCUAUGACCGGAAGUUCCUGCUGGAGUGUCGUAGCUCCCCAUUGGCCCAGACACCUCCCAGCUGCCUGCCUGACAUCCCCGGGGUGACCAGCCCUCCAACAAACACUGUCCCUGAUAACAAAACCCUCCCUCAAGAGAGCGUCAGUAACAACAGGACACUUCCUGUGGACAAGGCCACGGGUGAAGAUGCCCAGUUUGAAAUGGACAUCUAACAGUGUCGCUUGUCAACAUUACUGUGAUGACUGGCCUUAAAAGGAUGAAUGAACUGGAAGAUUUCUUCUAUCAACAUUUUUUCAUUAUCUACUAUUGUUUUUUUUUUUUUCUCCAUAAUAGUUAUGUAUUGAUGCUGUCAUUCCAGACAUGCACAAGACAUUUGCAGUUGAGUCUCAACACCAGUUUAUACUGCUGUACCUAAAUACUCUUGAGUUACUGCCAGUGCUCUUGCAUUAAAGCUUCUGCUCAAGAUGUGUGAAAGCCAGCACUUUUUGCUACCGCUUGUGUAGUUUGCCAUCAUGACCUCUGGGAGGAGCAGUAGUUCGUUUGAUUGAUUUUUGUAUCUUUAGCUGAAGAGUGUGAAAGUGUUGAGAGGUAGAUAAAGAAAACCCCCCCCCCCCCCUCCUUUGCCCUGUGAAAGUGGUACCGUUUUAUGAUAAAAAAAAAAUAGGAAUUUAUUUGUUUUUCACCAAAAGGUAAUUAAAAAAAAAAGCACAUGCCUUUUUUUCAUAUAUCAUUUUUGGUUAUGUUGUGUAAAUCUCAAUUCUACAGUAUCUAAUGAAUGUCCUCCCCAUAUAAUUCAUCUAAACAUGGGGGGAAAAUCCAAUGUUUGAGCAAUUUAAAAAAAAUCUGAGAAUUCAUUCAUCUUUUUUUAAUGUGAUGACCACAAUAAAAGCAACAUUUGAAUAAGA